Molecule: messenger RNA, 671 nt
Organism: Aspergillus eucalypticola CBS 122712
Lineage: Eukaryota; Fungi; Ascomycota; Eurotiomycetes; Eurotiales; Aspergillaceae
Exons: 1
Coding region: 219-566 (115 amino acids)
Source: RefSeq, a predicted model, not a curated record
UGUGACGAUGUCUCCGACCUCAUGCCCACCAAUCUGAGGCCCACUUGAGCACCGACAUCUAUGCUGUCACCAUCAGACAAUGGUAGCUUAGAUUAGCCAAGGACCAUUGUGGAGUGAGACAUCGACCGUUUUGAUUCUGAUCGGGCAGGAUUGGAGUUAUACUUGGGUAUACAGAAUGGAUCCUGCUAUGGAUCAGUUGUGGGGAGCUUGAUCUACGUAUGUGCCUGGCCGAACUUUUCCCGUCUACAGGGCGAUUGCCCGGUUUGGGGAAAAAGCAUGGAGACCAUGCCAUAUCGUAUUGCUCCAUCGCAAGCUUCCAGUUGCGGCAGAUGUCUACUCGAGUGGGGUUUGUCCUUGUUUUCUCGUUCCUUGAUUUUUCCAGGCGCUUCAUCUUUUUGACUUUACACGGAAGCCCAGACACCCGCUAUUGGCCAGCUUGCCAGGCACCCGGGACACCGUGGGAAGCGUCCGACCCAUCCUUAUUCGUGCCCGGCCGUGCAGAGCCGAUCAGCCACACCCCAGCUGCCGCUGCCGAUCGUCUUGCGGAAUGCCACAGGCUACAAUAACCACUAACCAGUUAACCGCCUGUGUUCCACGUGGGUGCGACUCCAAGGUUAGUCUAGACCAGGAGUCAGCGGGCCCGCGAAUUCAAUUGACUCUCUCCGAGACGG